AUCUCCGCCGGCUUCGCCCUGACUCUGGAGUUCAAGGUGGGACUAGCGCCGGGAUCCGCGGAGCUUUCACCAUCCUCUUCGUGCCUCGGCCCGGCUGCGCGCACCUCUGUCGCUCCGAGGCGCGGCCUCUGGGAAUCCAGUCAAGGGAUGCAGGAGUGGAGGGAGCCAACUGGUUUGUGCUGAAGGAAAAAGUACCUCAGCUGGUAAAGCUUCUAUCUGCUGGAGAAGGACCUCCACCUCUCCCCGGCGGGACUUGCAGGAGGAUUCGACAGCACAAAGGCCUCUGCCUGAACCUGGGGAUGUGGUAUCUUGCACUACCAGCUACCCACUUCUAGCUUAUGCAAGUUUUAUAUAUCUGAAACUUCACAACAGCUUCUGAGUGGUUUUGAGGAUUAAAGAGGUUUGGAGGUUGCUAUGUUAAUGCUGCUUGUCUUUGGACUAUUACUGCAUGACAUCCCACUGAGCAGCCAAGAUGAGGCUUCUUCUGGGGCCCAUGGCAUUCCGGGAGAACCUCUGUUUAACUAUGCCAGCAUCCGCUUGCCAGAGGAGCACAUUCCCUUCUUUUUGCACAAUAAUGAGCAUAUUGCCAUGGUCUGUAAGAAAGACUCACAUUGUCCUUAUAAGAAACACUUAGGAAAUCUAAAGUACUGCUGGGGCUAUGAGGGAUCCUGCAGACCAGAGUUCAGGUUCAGUUACCCUGUUUGCACCUAUGUUGACAUGGGAUGGACAGACACCCUGGAGUCAGCCCAGGACACGUUCUGGAAGCAAGCUGACUUUGGAUAUGCUGGAGCGCGGCUGCGGGAGCUGCGUGUGCUCUGCCAGCCUGAGCAAACGAAUGACUCGAGUCUGACAUGUUCCCGUUACCUUCAGUAUUGCAGAGCAGCCAAUCUCUAUCUUGAUUUAAGAAACAUCAGGAGAAACCAUGACAGAUUUAAGGAAGAUUUUCUCCAGACUGGUGAAAUUGGAGGACACUGUAAACUUGACAUUCAUAUGCUGAUGUCUGAAGGUCAGCGCAAAAGCCCUCUUCAGUCUUGGUUUGCGGAGCUCCAAAGCUAUACUCAACUCAACUUCAGACCUAUAGAAGAUACUAAAUGUGAUAUUGUUAUUGAAAAACCAACCUACUUCAUGAAAUUGGAUGCAGGUGUUAAUAUGUAUCACCACUUCUGUGACUUUGUCAAUCUUUACAUCACUCAGCACAUCAACAAUUCCUUCAGUACAGAUGUGUACAUCGUGAUGUGGGACACGAGCUCCUACGGAUAUGGUGACCUGUUCUCUGACACAUGGAAAGCAUUUACGGAUUAUGAUGUGAUACAUUUGAAAACUUAUGAUUCAAAAAGGGUUUGUUUUAAAGAAGCGAUUUUUUCACUACUCCCCCGGAUGAGAUAUGGGCUGUUUUAUAAUACCCCUCUGAUAUCUGGCUGUCAAAAUACUGGAUUAUUCAAGGCAUUUUCCCAGCAUGUACUACACAGACUGAACAUCACACAAGAGGGACCCAAGGAUCGAAAAAUUAGAGUCACUAUUCUUGCACGAAGCACAGAAUACCGGAAAAUACUAAACCAAUAUGAGCUUGUAAACGCACUGAAAACAGUAUCUACAUUUGAAGUCCAGAUUGUCGAUUACAAGUAUAAGGAACUUGGGUUUUUAGAUCAGCUAAGGAUCACCCACAACACAGAUAUAUUUAUUGGAAUGCACGGAGCUGGUCUUACCCAUUUACUUUUCCUUCCAGACUGGGCUGUUGUAUUUGAACUGUACAACUGUGGAGAUGAACGUUGCUACCUGGACCUGGCCAGGCUCAGAGGCGUACACUAUAUCACUUGGCAAAGACAGAACAAAGUCUUUCCUCAAGAUAAGGGUCACCACCCAACUCUGGGGGAACAUCCGAAGUUUACCAACUACUCUUUUGAUGUAGAAGAAUUUAUGUACCUCGUCCUUCAGGCUGCAGACCAUGUAUCGCAACACCCAAAGUGGCCAUUUAAGAAAAAACAUGAUGAGUUGUGAUUGUGCUGAGACUGUUUGCAGAAAGGCGGUGUUUGAACUCUCUACCACUCACUCCCAAUGCAGUCUGUAAGACAUCUGGUGUUUCUUAGCCCUCAAGUGAUCUGUUCUAUACCAAAACAUGCCUUUAGGAUAUUGCUUAUGGGUUUUGUGCUGCUUCAUGUGAUUUUUGAG
Messenger RNA from Pteronotus mesoamericanus, 2169 nucleotides. RefSeq names its product EGF domain specific O-linked N-acetylglucosamine transferase (gene EOGT). NCBI's taxonomy places the organism in Eukaryota, Metazoa, Chordata, Mammalia, Chiroptera, Mormoopidae. Gene Ontology annotation, cellular component: endoplasmic reticulum lumen. Gene Ontology annotation, molecular function: protein O-acetylglucosaminyltransferase activity. The coding region runs from base 415 to 1998 and encodes 527 amino acids. The transcript is spliced from 18 exons. The record is from RefSeq and is a predicted model, not a curated record.